Molecule: messenger RNA, 1851 nt
Organism: Neopsephotus bourkii (Bourke's parrot)
Lineage: Eukaryota; Metazoa; Chordata; Aves; Psittaciformes; Psittacidae
Gene: PTN
Product: pleiotrophin
Exons: 5
Coding region: 351-848 (165 amino acids)
Molecular function (GO): growth factor activity
Source: RefSeq, a predicted model, not a curated record
GCGGCCCAUCCGCAUCACACGAGGGGGCAGCGCGGCCGCUCGUUCUGUCCCGGAGCCCGCCUGCUUCCCUCCACUCGCCGUCGCGCAGCAGCCCGGGCUCUGCUGAGUCAAAGCGCGGAUCAGGUUCCCUGCCUCCAGUAUAAAAAUCUCGGCGAGAAAUCUCCGGCUGGAGAGAGACGGGGCACGGGAGGAGCGGGGUUUGAGGCGGCGGCCAGCGAGGCGAGCCCGUCCGUGGGGAGGCGAAGGGACGCGCUUCGGCGGCGGUAGCAGCAACAGCAGCCGGGGCUCACCGAGGACGCCCGCGGCUUACCCCUCUCAGCUGCGGGAGAAGAGCUUUCUGCCGCCCGAAAAUGCAACAGCAACAACAGCAACGUCGAAUGUUCACAGCUGCCCUCCUGGCACUUGUUUUUAUUCUGGCAGCUGUGAGUACCACAGAGGCUGGCAAAAAAGAGAAACCAGAUAAAAAGUCGAAGAAGUCUGACUGUGGGGAAUGGCAGUGGAGUGUCUGUGUGCCCACCAAUGGUGACUGUGGCCUGGGAACACGUGAAGGCACUCGCACUGGAGCUGAGUGCAAACAAACCACCAAGACUCAGAAGUGUAAGAUCCCCUGCAACUGGAAGAAGCAAUUUGGAGCGGAGUGCAAAUACCAGUUCCAGGCCUGGGGAGAAUGUGACCUGAAUACUGCCUUGAAGACUAGAACUGGGAACUUAAAGAGAGCCCUUCAUAAUGCUGACUGCCAGAAGACUGUCACAAUCUCAAAGCCCUGUGGGAAGCUUACCAAACCCAAACCUCAAGAAUCCAAGAAGAAGAAAAAGGAAGGCAAGAAACAAGAGAAGAUGCUGGAUUAAUGGAGCCAACUUGGGCAAUGUGAGAAAGGGACAUCAGCAAACAUGAUCAGUUAACAGUUUCAUUUAUACCUAGGCAUUUUAUCCUAAAAUUAUUUAUAGCUUAAUGGUAUCAUAGAAGGAAACAAGCAAACACAGAAAAAAAAUUCUUUUUUUAUUACUUUAGUAUUUUUAAUGUAUAACCCUAACAACAACUUUUAGAGGCCUGUAAUAAAGGACUCCAGUCUCAUUUAGAAAAUUAUGUCUAUCGUGUAUUGAACAGUGUAGAGGUUUUUAAAAUAUUCUCAAGUCUUGCCAUAGGUCUCAGUCUGGUAGUUAUUCCAUGCAAGCAGAACUUGAACCCAUGUAGAGCUCUGCUGAAGCCAGUGGUGCCCUGUGUGAUCAUAGGAGUCUGGCUGGAUGAAAUUAUAUUUAAGAUUGGGACUCCAUAUCUGAAGAAACCCCAACUUGUUUCUUAAGUACUUAUUGCAUCUUGAUAACUAUGAAAUUAUUUGUUGAAGGAAAGGAUGGGGUCAUUUUCUUGAGUAUUUACAGGCAUGGAAUAUUUUGGGGGUGUGUUGUGACUGUUCAUUCCAAAAUGCCACUAUCUCUAGGUAAAAACCUGUAGCACUCCUAUCCUUGGUCACAUUUUGGAUGUUAGCAGUAAAAAUUUUGAAAUCACUCAACAGUUGGUCAUGGAAGAGUCCUAAUUUUUCACUAUUUUCUAGCAAUGAUUUUUUCCAAGUAGAAUGUUAGCAAAACUUCCAUUUUUCAGCAUAUCAUUGCUGGUGGAUGGUAGUGUCCUCUGGUUUACCUAUGAAAACUGAAAAAUGCUUUCUUUUGUUUGUUUACUUUGCCAGAAAGGGGAAUAUCCUUUUGACAAAAAUCUAGUUGAAAUUUUUGUGAUUCUUCCUGACCCAACUCCCUUUUGUACCAGUGGGAAUCUUCAUAUUGAUUUUAAAUAUAGGUGGUUGAAAAAUACUAUGUCUGAUGGGAAGUAACAGAAGAAAUCUAUUUGGAAACUGCC